UGUCCAAUGUGGAGCUCUGUUCUUCGGAGCGUCAUUCGGUGCGCGCGAAAUUUCCCUUCAUUCUGCACCUGUGCUUGCGCCUGGACUCGCGCGUCGACGAACCUCUCUCGUGUGACCUCUGAGGCCUGCGGGACCCUGAACGAGGACUUCGGGUCACCCCGGAAUCUGGGAAUGGAGGCAGUGACCUUGGAGGACGUGGCCGUGAACUUCACCCUGGAGGAGUGGGCGCUGCUGGACCCUGCCCAAAGGCAGCUCUACAGAGAUGUGAUGUGGGAGACCCUCAGGAACCUGAUUGCCGUGGGACAAAAAUAUGAAGACCUGAACUUUGAAGACGAAUCCCAAAACCCUGGGAGCUCUUUAAGAAGUCAAAUUGUAGACAAACUCUAUCAGUAUAAUGAAGGUACUCAACAUGGAGGAAUCUUCAACCAGGUUCCAGAACGUGUUGUGAAGGAGCAAAAUCUCCCUCAAGCAUCGCUGCGUAAGGGCUGUGUGUUGAGAGGUGGCCUCAUUGGUCGGUCAUCGCUAGAGGUGCCCCUUAGAGCUGACACUGUGUGCAGAAUUUAUGAGGACCAGGAAUGUGGGAAGAAGAUGAAACACAGGGAAAAUGGGAAAACCUUGAGCUGUCCUCAAGGCUUCCAGAAAGCUGAAAGGUCACAGGCUGGAGCAAAACCUUGUGACCUGGAGCAAGAUGGGCAUGACCCUAUGGAUUCCCAUUCUCUUCAGAAACAAGGGAGAAUUUGCAGCGGGAAGGAAUCGCAUGUGGGGGAAAGGUACACGAAUCCCAGUUCCCUUCAGACACGUGAAAGAAUUCACACUGGAGAAGGCUAUGUGUGUGUGCAGUGUGGGAAAGCCUUUGCUCGGCCCAGCUCCCUUCAGACACACAAAAGAACUCACACUAGAGAGAAACCCCACGCGUGCAAGCACUGUGGGAAAGUCUUUCGUCAUUUCAGUUCCCUUCAGGCACAUGAAAGAACUCACACUGGAGAGAAACCCUACGUGUGUAAGCAGUGUGGGAAAGCCUUUGCUCGGUUCAGCUCCCUCCAGACACAUGAAAGAAUUCACACUGGAGAGAAACCCUACGCGUGUAAGCAGUGUGGGAAGGCUUUCACUGACCUCAGUUCCCUUCGAUACCAUGAAAGAGCUCACCUGGGAGAGAAACCUUAUGUAUGUAGCCAUUGUGGGAAAGCUUUUAUUUGUUCUGGUACCUUAAAAAGACAUGAAAGAGUUCACACUGGAGAGAAGCCUUAUACAUGUACAGAAUGUCAGAAAAGUUUCAUUUGUUCCAGUAGCCGUAAAAAGCAUAUGAAAAUUCAUGCAGCAGAUAAUCAGCGUUCAUGUAAGCAAUGUGGGAAAACCUUCAUCCAUCCAAGUUCUCUCCAAUACCAUGAAAUGGUUCACAGUGGAGAGAAAACUGAGGUUUGUGAUCAGUGUGGAAAAGCGUACAUUCAUGCCGCUUCCCUUCGAUACCAUCAAAUAGUUUGCCAUGGGAAAAAGCCCACCCGAUGUAAGCAGUAUGGAGAUGAGUUCUCUGUGCCUGAGUUUCAGGGUUAUGAAGGGACCCGCAGUGGAAAAGGUCAAUAUGAGUGUGAGCAGUGUGGGAAAGUCUUCUUUUGGCAAAGUAGUUUUCGAAGCCAUAAAGAGCUCCACAGUGGAAGAAAACAAUACGAAUGUAAGCAUUGUAGGAAAGCCUUCCGUUGGCAAACCAGUCUUCAAAGACAUGAACAGUUUCACCAUGAAGAGAAACGAUAUAUGUGUGAGCAGUGUGGGAAAGCCUUCCUUUGGGAAAGUAGUUUCCAAAAACAUAAAAAAUUUCACAGUGGGGAGAAACCACGCAAGUGUAAGCAAUGUGGGAAAGCUUUCUCUCGUCCUAGUCAGUUGAGAAAACAUGAGAAAAUUCACAGUAGAGGCUAAGCCUGUGGAUAAGCAGGGUAGGAAAACCUGUGGAUUACUCAGGUGUCCCUGAUGCAUGCAAAAACACUGCGGGGAAGGGCUAGCUGUCUGGCUGCCUUUCGCAGACAUGGAAGAAUCACAGUCGGAGGUAGCUGAGGUUGCAGGGGUGCCACCAUGCCAGCUGCUGCUUCUCCUUUUAAUGGAACAGUGAUAAAACACUUUACAUUCCUUUUACAUGUUUACUUGAUACAUAUUUCCUCUGGACCUAAAGCCCCAUGAGCUUGAAAUUAAUAAACGGUUUCACCUUUAACUGAGA
Cavia porcellus (domestic guinea pig) is the source of this 2206-nucleotide messenger RNA. Its product is annotated as zinc finger protein 883-like. Lineage: Eukaryota; Metazoa; Chordata; Mammalia; Rodentia; Caviidae. The transcript is spliced from 4 exons. Gene Ontology annotation, cellular component: nucleus. Gene Ontology annotation, molecular function: DNA-binding transcription factor activity, RNA polymerase II-specific; sequence-specific DNA binding. The record is from RefSeq and is a predicted model, not a curated record. Gene Ontology annotation, biological process: regulation of transcription by RNA polymerase II. The coding region runs from base 7 to 1911 and encodes 634 amino acids.